Styela clava is the source of this 2474-nucleotide messenger RNA. RefSeq lists its product as uncharacterized. The record is from RefSeq and is a predicted model, not a curated record. NCBI's taxonomy places the organism in Eukaryota, Metazoa, Chordata, Ascidiacea, Stolidobranchia, Styelidae.
UAAUAGUGAGGAUGAUGUUGAUGAUGAAAACAUGGAAGAUAAAUUUCCUGUUAAAGAACAAACUUAUCCUGGAAGAAAACCAAUGAUAAUAGAUGCCAUUUGUCACAUCAUCGAGUAUUUUCAAAGCUGUAAAGUGAUCAACAAGGAAAUAGAUGAGUUCAACAUGUUUCAAAGGAACUUAUUAGAAGAUGAAUGUUUAAAUUUUUGGAGCCCAUUAGUUGAGCAUCAGCCUUGAUUAUUUGAAGCAAUGAGCUGAGAAUUGAUAUCAAGUUUCGAGAGAAAACCAUUCCAGGAAGUUGUGAAAAGGAGGAAUUAUGAUGUUUUCAGAGCGGAAAUGCAAAAAUAUUACUAUGUAUUAGUUAGUUAUUAUUUUGUAUUACCGGUAGUUUAUUAUUAGGUUUUCAGGGAGGAAAUACAGUAAUAUUUUAGUAUUAUUGUUUAGGUAUUUGGUAUGAUUGUUAUGAAUAUUUGUGCAUACUCAACUAUGCAAAAGCCAUUACCAUGGACCGUUAAGAGAAACAAAUAACAGAAACAAAGUUUUUAUGCAUCGUGAGGUGGGAAAAAUGAUAUCCAAUGAGACAAGAAAGAGAUCCAAAAUAAGAAAGGAGAAAUAUAUCAAAAAAGGUUGGAAAACCCUGCAUUUGAUCAUCAUAAUCAUAACUACUGAAAGAGAGUCACAAUAUGAUAAAGCAAAAGAUUAGUAUUUUGCAUUGAUUCAAUCACUGUCUUUGAGAUGGACAUGGCCUCUUACGUGGACAACAUCUACAAGUUUCAUGUUUUUCUUUAAUCUUGACUUAUGGGAAUUCACAAAAGUUGCAAGUGGAGCCUGGCAAGCAUCAAGAAAUUAUAUUGUGCCUAGUGCUAAUGUGCCUUUCAACUUCAAAUGGUGGCUGGUAAUGUGGUUUGUUGUUCUUGUCUUCAUUGUCAUAGUUUUCUUUCUAACUUAUCGAUAUUUGAAGAAAAGGGAAGCAUCGAAAGCAAUCGUCGCAGGAACGGUACUGCAAAAAGUUGCCAUUGCAUUGGCUCAGGUUUUAGCACUUCCCAUUGGUGUACAAAUUGGAAAAGUAUUUUGGUGCAAUCCUAUUACACAUGUCUGGAAUGUUGACAAUGAUGUUACAUGUUGGAGUGCAGAACAUCUUAUUUUUGUUAUCAUUUCAUUGACAGUAGCAAUUCUUGUUUAUCCUGUCUAUGCUUUUUGGCUAUACAGACUCAUAAAACAACAAGUUGUUACUUUCAACCAUCGACGUCAUGAGGCAUACCUACAACUGAAAGAUUGUGAACAUAGAUUUGGACUCCACAAUGCCUGGACAUCAAGAAUAUUUGUUGCAUUUGCAUCCUACAGAAGGAGAUGGGUGUAUGCACGUCCUAUCGGUCACUUACUGAAAUUUUAUACCAUCAUCUUCUAUGCUGCCUUAUUUAAUUAUAGGUUGGAACAGAUAUCGAUAAUUGGUUUGAUGUUCUUUCUCAUGAUAUUUUUUUCACUCAUUCCGAGGGUAUACAGAGUAACAUGCUACAAUUUCUUGGCGGUUUGGUGUUGGUUAGCAUUAUUUUCAAAUGCGGUAACUGGAAUUUUUAUAAAUAUUUCGGAUCUGGAAAGUGCGUUCACAACUCCGAAUUAUGUCAGAGGCGAGUUAAUCCUUAUCAAUAUUAUUUGGGUACUUACUAUUGCGUUAUGGAUAAUAUAUGUUAUAUUGAGAGCAAGAGGUGUCAUCUGUUCACGUUAUCCACUUUGGCCAACGAUGAUGUCCAAAGGUGUGAAAAAAUUGCCAGAGAAUACACUGAAGUACAUGCAAUCUGCUUUAGAAGGCAGGUACGCCAUCAAGAAAGCAAUGGCCGUUCCUGCUUUACUAGCACCAGUUCAUGAACUUACACAUCAAAUUCAUGUUAUGAAUGCUUUAGCAUGUGAAGCAGAAUAUGUAAAAGAUCCACUUCAUUCAUCAUUACGUGAUGUGUUGGAUGAAUUGAUAGAUUUUCACACAAGAGUUGCUCCUAUAUCAUUAUUCUCUGAAUCUCUCAAACCUACUGUACAUUCUACUGUUCAAGAUCUUCUAAAGGUUAUGCCAGCAUUCACGAAACGGUUAAAACAAAGAGAAUUUGAUUUUAUUUUGACUUCACCAGUUCGUCGACGUCUCCUGCUCAAAUUAUUCAUUGUAUCCUGUUUCCUCAACAAAACGAGAUCGUCACAAGAUGCUACAGGAGGAGAAGAUGGUCGCGGAGGAACUUCCAGAGUUCUUCAAAGAUUGUGGCGACCACCAAGCUCCAGUGACAUGAUCAGUAAAAGCGAUGUGGAUGAAAAUGACCAAUGCAUAUCUGAUGAAGGAUUUGAAGGAGACGAAUUGGAAGGAAGUGAUGCUGAUCAUGAGAUAUGGUACACAGAUGAAAGAAGAAAUAAUUCUGUGAUUGUAUCACCGACUCUAGAAAGUGAACACAGUGCUGCGUAGGAAUGAAACAACAUCAGUCAACGCUUUACUGUA